Molecule: messenger RNA, 3170 nt
Organism: Paramisgurnus dabryanus
Lineage: Eukaryota; Metazoa; Chordata; Actinopteri; Cypriniformes; Cobitidae
Gene: hs6st1b
Product: heparan sulfate 6-O-sulfotransferase 1b
Cellular component (GO): membrane
Molecular function (GO): heparan sulfate 6-sulfotransferase activity
Source: RefSeq, a predicted model, not a curated record
AGAGUAAUUAUACGAGACAGGGGAAGCAUUUUCUGACUGCUGGCUACACAGAGGACUCAACAACAAGGUUUGCGGAUUGUUGGGCUGUAAUAGGAGUCCCGUGGACGAAUUUGAGCUGGUUUGUGGACAGGUCGGAACAAGACUACCGCACGAGUGCCAUGUGGAUACAUGUAUCCAAACGCGUAGCGUGAAUGUAUCGAUACUUUUUACAGUGUGUAUGAAUUUGUACUCUUAAGCGGACAUGGACCAUGUUUUUACAAUGUAUCUGAUCGCAAGCGGACACAGACUUCUCUAUAUAGUAUGAUGAUCUGUAUGUGGAGAGACGAAAGGGCAAAGCCCCAAAGAAACAGCAAGGACUCGUUGUCGUUUGAGAAAUGAUUACAAAUGCACGACACGGAAAGGAACAUGAUUGAAAGGACCAGUAAAUUUCUGCUGAUCGUCGUGGGAUCGGUGUUUUUCAUGCUGAUAAUGUAUCAGUACGUGGCGCCCGGGGUGAUAAACUUCGGCUCCCCGCAUGGAUACCUUCUCGGUGAAGAGGACAUGACCAUUUUCCCCUCUCCGGAUCCCCAUUAUGUGAAAAAGUACUACUUUCCUAUUAAAGAUCUUCAACGCAACAUAGAGUUCGAGAUAAAGGGAGAAGAUGUGAUCGUUUUCCUCCACAUCCAGAAGACCGGCGGGACCACAUUCGGAAGGCAUCUGGUCCAAAAUGUUCGUCUGGAGCUUCCGUGCGAUUGCAGACCCGGACAGAAGAAGUGUACAUGCUACCGUCCGAACCGUAAGGAGACCUGGCUGUUCUCCCGUUUCUCAACCGGCUGGAGUUGCGGGUUACACGCUGACUGGACCGAGCUCACCAAUUGUGUACCGGGAGUUCUCAACAAAAGAGAGAGCAAGUCUAAAAAUUCGAGAAAAUUUUACUACAUCACUUUGCUGAGAGACCCCGUAUCUCGAUACCUCAGCGAGUGGAGGCACGUCCAGCGCGGGGCGACGUGGAAGACCUCCCUGCACAUGUGCGACGGGCGAACACCGACUCCCCAAGAGUUGCCUCCCUGCUACGAGGGCACGGACUGGUCGGGCUGCACCCUGGAGCAGUUCAUGGACUGUCCCUACAACCUGGCCAACAACCGGCAAGUCCGCAUGCUGGCCGACCUCAGCCUGGUUGGCUGCUACAACCUCUCCACGGUCCCCGAUAAGAGACGCUCGCAGCUCCUCCUAGAGUCGGCCAAGAAAAACCUCCGCGACAUGGCUUUCUACGGCCUGACGGAGUUCCAGCGCAAGACGCAGUACCUUUUCGAACGCACCUUCAACCUUAAAUUCAUCCGACCUUUUCUGCAAUACAACAGCACGAGGGCGGCCGGCGUGGACUUGGAUAAUGGAACUAUACAGCGUAUAGAGGAGUUAAACGACCUGGAUAUGAAGCUGUACGAUUAUGCCAAAGACCUCUUUCAGCAGAGAUACCAAUACAAACACAUGCUGGACCGACGAGAGCAGAGACUUCUUCUGAGAGGACAGGCGGCGUUCCACAGACCCUUUCGAGAGGAUGGCACCGGGGGAGAGGGCACGGCACGGCUACCCACCGAGGACUACGUGAACCACAUCGUCAAUGGGUGGUAACCGUAUACCUGACACCUGUUAAAACCAUAAAUAUCCAACACGAGCUGUCGGAUGGGACCAGCGAAUGUUCUGGUUGGGCGUAAAUGAGUCUGCCAGCUUCUCAAACUUUUUUUUAAACAAAAAGCUCUGAUUUAAUAAGACAUUAUGACAUUGUGUUCGUGCCACUGGCCAUGUACAUUUUUGUCAACCUCAGUGCUGCAGUGCGAAAUGAAUGGGAAGGUAUUUUAUUACCUUACAUUUACACAAAUAUUGGUGAUGAAUAGACUCUUCAGGAAAAUAAAAAGAGAUUGUUUUUAUAUAUAAAUAUAAAUAUGUAUAGAUCUUAGAUUGCCUUUUUAACCUUGUGUUAAGUGCAGCCGGUGGUUGAAACUACUAACAGCUGUUGUAACAGAGUACGAUUUUAUACAGUAGAUAUAAAUAUAUAACAUAUUUGUCCUCCCUUUAUCAAUAAUUGUUUUGUUUAAUGUGUCAAAAAAGAUUUUCACAUGCCCUGGAGGGCACAGGUGGCGUUUGGGGAUAGGGGGCGCUGCACCUCCAGACCAGAGCCAGUUAUGAUUUUUAAUCAGCUAUGAAUAAAAUUUCUCAUUUUAUCUGUAUUAUCUUGUUUUAGUGGGUAGACUGGGUAACUUAUUUAAAGCCCUGCUCUCUCUCUAAUCUCAAAGUAUUGCAGUACCCUGGUCUGCCUGUAGGUGCCCCCCUAGCGCAAAUGUGAAACUUUGCUUAUCCCUGGAGAUUAUGUUGAAAUUAAAUCCAUUCCUUUUAGUUAAUUAUUGUAUUCCUGCAUCAUUUCUGGUCACCCUAAAAAUGGUUAUCAUGUAAUUGUAUUGUUAUUCCUAUUAUUAUUUGGUUUGUUGUUUGCUUUAUAAGCAUGUGCUGAUUUCUACAGUUUGUACUGUACGUGUUUGUUUUGCACAUUUGCAUUUGCUGUGACCGGAAUCGUUUUUACCCAUGAUGCAAUGCGGUACGCAGCACACAUUUGCAUUGUGAGUCACAUACCCAAAAUGAACAAAAUCAUUUAGCAGUUAUCUUGUUUGAUCACACGCUGAUCAAGAUUUCACAUAAUUUGCCUUGGUCGUGGAUUUUGCCAGCAUGUAGAAUGUGUUAAUUGAACUUGCACUGAGCAUGUUGGGGCCUGACGUCUCUCACAGAUUGUUCUCGUUCAGCUCCGUGUUUGUUAUCGAUGUCUACAGAGGCUCUUUAACUCGCAUCACGCACUUCAGCUGUAAUUUGAAACGAACAGACUGCUAUUGAAGCCAUGUUAAGAGCCAUCUGAAAAAAAUGUGUGUGUGAAAAAUGGAUGACGUGAUCUGUCAGUAUAUCAUUUGGUAAUAUGGAAAAUAUUCUGUUUUAAUUAGGAGAAUGGAGAAGAAAUAUGACUAUUAAUUGUUAAAAGAGUAUGUGUGUGUGUGUGUGUAUGAUAAUGCGUGCGUGUGUGUGUGUGUUAAUUUAAGGUGUCUAAAGUUUGAUUUCCAACAAUGUUCAUGACUGUGAGUGUUUAUUUCAAUUAUGACCCCUGGAUCUUAAAAUUACCAAUAAAAAGAUAUUUCCCGUUUCUAAGA